Molecule: messenger RNA, 638 nt
Organism: Periconia digitata
Lineage: Eukaryota; Fungi; Ascomycota; Dothideomycetes; Pleosporales; Periconiaceae
Source: the annotation of a GenBank genome assembly
UGAAUGUCGACUUUAGCCGCUGACAUAAUCUUUCGGCGUCGGCAGCGCUCGGACCAGCUCAGGUAUAUCUCGAAGAGGCUAAGCGCGUUAUGCCCACACACUUCGAAUUUCGACACCUCCAGCGAGAACGCCAAUUCUCGACCACGAAGAUACCGACGACCACCUCUCCCACCGCACGCAAUCCCACAGUCGCCCAACAUGGCCUCCCAGAGCGUGCAAUGCUUCGGCAAGAAGAAGACCGCGACCGCUGUCGCCCACUGCAAGGCCGGUAAAGGACUCGUCAAGGUCAACGGCAAGCCCCUCAGCCUCGUCCAGCCCGAGAUGCUGCGAUUCAAGGUCUACGAGCCUAUCCUGAUCAUCGGUGCUGACAAGUUCGCCGAUGUCGAUAUCCGCGUCCGCGUCUCCGGUGGUGGUCACACUUCCCAGGUCUACGCCAUCCGUCAAGCCAUCGCCAAAUCCAUCAUCGCUUACUACCAGAAAUUCGUCGAUGAGCACUCCAAGAACCAGCUCAAGCAAGCCCUCGUUCAGUACGACCGCACACUUCUCGUCGCCGACAACAGGCGGUGCGAGCCCAAGAAAUUCGGCGGUCCCGGUGCCCGCGCGAAGUACCAGAAAUCAUACCGUUAAGCGUUGGUUUU